Molecule: messenger RNA, 861 nt
Organism: Quercus lobata
Lineage: Eukaryota; Viridiplantae; Streptophyta; Magnoliopsida; Fagales; Fagaceae
Exons: 1
Coding region: 1-861 (286 amino acids)
Source: RefSeq, a predicted model, not a curated record
AUGGGAGGGGUGAAUGUAGCAUUCAAAGAGCCGAUACACAAGAUUUUAGACCGGAUUAAGAACGAACCGUUCUUCAGAUGGCCGAACAAGAUAGGGGGCGACCCGUCUCGGAGGAAUCAAAACUUGUAUUGCACAUACCACAAGGAUAAAGGGCACACCACCGAGCAGUACCAGGUAUUAAAAGAUCAUCUGGGGCAACUAGUGAAGGUAGGAUAUUUGAAAGAGUUCAUAGUGGAUUUUGGAAACCGGGAUGCCGGUCAUGGCGCUCAGCAAAAAAGGAACCCUCUUCCGCCACCAUUGGGGGUGAUCGAGGUCAUCCAUGCUGCUUCGAGGGGUGCGACUGUAAACAGAAGAGGAGUAUUGACAGUGGCACCCAAAGAAACUUGCACAAAGAAACAAUCACCCGAAAAGAGGAUGAAAGUUGGCCGGCUGGCAAUCUCUUUUGACGAGGAAGAUCUGGAGGGAACAAUUCAACUGCAUGAUGAUGCGUUGGUAGUAACAGCGCGGAUAAGCGACUUCUUAGUGAAAAGGGUGAUGAUAGACCAAGGAAGUGGAGCCGACGUAAUGUACCUAGAUCUAUUCGAUGGGCUUGGAUUAAAAAAUCAGGACUUGACGAAGUAUGAUACGCCAUUAGUCUCAUUUGAUGGAAGAGUUGUGAUUCCCGAAAGUCAAAUUUCCCUUCCGGUAAAUAUGGAGGGCAAGGAAGUGAUGGUCACCUUCAUAGUAGUAAGAUCAUUCUCCCCAUACACGGCAAUCCUGGAAAGGCCGUGGAUUCAUGCAAUGAGGGCUGUUUUGUCCACCUUGCAUAUGAAGGUUAAAUUUCCUACCGAGCAUGGAGUUGUCGUAGUACGAGGGAACUAG